AUGUCUUUUAAACGCCCCUUCCGUAAUAACCCACUUCCUAAUCGAGAACGCGAAAAUAACGAUCCUCGAAGUUCAUCGCCCAUAGAGAAUGAGGAUUCUCCAGAUUCUGAGCAAGAAUUCAUUCAAAAAUUGGAAAUCUAUGCGGGGCAACUUAAACAAAUUGAAACUGGAACUCAUCCAGAGUUUAUUAAAUCUUCGAAGAAAUUAGAAAGCUGGUUAGAUGACCAGAAACUUCGUAGCCAAAUACUUCAUGAGCACAAAAUAGAUGAAAUUCACAGUCAAUACGAACGUGAGGUUCGCACUUGUGACCAUGAUUGUACUUUAGAGAAGAAGAAGCUUCAAGAUAAUCUUGUCAAUCUUUGCGAGGACUUAAAGCGCCACUUGGAAAAAGACAAGUCAAAUAUUGAGUUAACAGCUACAGGCGAUGUUCUUGAGAUGAAACCCACGGUUACGAGGAAAUUACGACGUCGGGUACAGGAAAUGGCUCCUAAUAUGACUGGAGUGGGAUUCAACGGUAAUUCUUCAAAGUUGAGUUACUGGGGUGAAAUAAAUCUCUACAAUACCAAUUGGAUAGUCAAGGCUAAGAAAGCAAAGAAUGAACUACCUCCUAGUCCAACAAAUCGUGAAGAAAAUGUCAUACCAACUAUGACUUCCUUUGGCAAUCUUUUCGGCAGUUUGGGUGUUGAUUUGGAUGAUGGGAAGAGCCUCUUAAAUCACUUUAGAGCUUCCCUUACGCGUAACAAUGGCCAUUCAGAUUCGGGAUCCCAUUCAAAUGGUCGACCUAGUACUCUUCUAGCUCAGUCAUUACUUGCUUCUGCCAAACCUUCACCCGUUGCUACAGCCGUUGUAUCAGGUUUAAUGGGUUCUGUAAACAUUCCACCUCCCAAAAGGAAGAAACCACAGGGCGUUCUGCCGCAAGCUCAGCUUAAUAUGCUUCUGCCGCAAAAUGACAUCUACUCUGAUCUCACGCUGAUUCAUAGAGCCUGUGGAAAACCAUCGGCAAGUUUAACUACUGGAACAUCUAGGAAGCAUGGUUGUGAAGGUUCAGCAUCGUCGGCACGAAAUGGACCUGCAAGUCCACCCCUUACACGUGGACUAGGAGGCGAAGAAGGAGAUCGUCAUGGAAGACGCGGAGGAGAUCGUCGGGGCGAUCGAUAUGGCCAUCCUCACUAUGGGCAUCAUCAUGGAGAUGAGACCAGUUCUACUACUCCACGUGUAUGGAUUGAUGAUGGAGCUCUCUUUAUUGGUCAGAACUGUUAUCGAGUUGGCUCUCAAGUGUGCUUAGAAUCGCACGGAUGUAACGGCACAGUGUCUGGAGUAGGAGUUCAAGACAUUCAAAUCAAGCGAACGUCUGACAAUGGUAUUGUACGAAUCAAUUUGCAACAACUUAGACUCGGUCGCUACGUCAUAACACCUUUGAAACCCCGGCAAUAA
This is a messenger RNA of Rodentolepis nana, 1434 nucleotides long. NCBI's taxonomy places the organism in Eukaryota, Metazoa, Platyhelminthes, Cestoda, Cyclophyllidea, Hymenolepididae. The record is from the annotation of a GenBank genome assembly.